Peronospora matthiolae is the source of this 96-nucleotide messenger RNA. Lineage: Eukaryota; Oomycota; Peronosporomycetes; Peronosporales; Peronosporaceae. The record is from the annotation of a GenBank genome assembly.
AUGGCAGUGGCUUUUUUGGCUGCGCUUGGUGUGCGUGCUGUAUGUGCUUACUGGUGCCCUGUGUUGCGGUGGGACGUCAAGUUGUGUCGUGGUUGA